This is a messenger RNA of Poeciliopsis prolifica (blackstripe livebearer), 2730 nucleotides long. RefSeq names its product nuclear autoantigenic sperm protein-like. The record is from RefSeq and is a predicted model, not a curated record. NCBI's taxonomy places the organism in Eukaryota, Metazoa, Chordata, Actinopteri, Cyprinodontiformes, Poeciliidae. The coding region runs from base 140 to 1531 and encodes 463 amino acids. Gene Ontology annotation, molecular function: histone binding. The transcript is spliced from 13 exons. Gene Ontology annotation, biological process: CENP-A containing chromatin assembly; DNA replication-dependent chromatin assembly. Gene Ontology annotation, cellular component: nucleoplasm.
AGCAGCUCAGCGGCGCACGCGAGGAGAGACCACACGUCACGUCUCCUGAACCCUUCACUGCCAGCGGUUCUCCUCCGCAGGGUCUGCUGUUUCUUAGCACUUUUCAAAAUCGUUUUUAAGCUUACCAGCUGAAGCCAAAAUGGAGGAGGCCAACAAGCUCGUCGGGACCGGCAAGAAGCACCUGGUGACCGGAAAGGUGGUGGAGGCAGUGGGCGCCCUGCAGGAGGCCUGCAGGAUACUAGCUAAGAAGUACGGAGAUACGGCGGAUGAGUGCGGGGAGGCGUUCUACUGGUGUGGGAAAGCUCUGCUGGAUUUGGCACGGAUGGAGAACUCUGUCCUGGGGAACGCUCUGGAAGGCGUCCCUGAGGAGGAGGAGGAGGAGGAAGGUGAGGAAAAGCCCAAAGACUCCAACGUUGAGAGCGUCGAGAACGUUGAUGAAAAGUCCAGAGACGAACUGAGGGUUCAGGUGUACGACGCCAUGGCGGAGAAGAAAACCGACGACUCUGAGAAGCAGAGCGAGGCGACGGAGGAGAGCAAGCCUGAAGGCUCGGAGGCCACAGCGGAGCAGCAGCAGGAGGAGGACAGCAAGGAUGAGUCGCCUGCUGAGGAGCAGGAGGGAGAAUCUGAAGCAGCUGCUGAACAGGAAGAAUCUACAGAUAAGCCAGAAGAAGCUGGAGGCGACGAAGACGAGGACGACGAAGAGACGGAGGCCGAAGUGGAGGAGCUCGGCGAAGGGGAGCCCACUGCUGACAAGGACAGUGAAGAUGAGGAGGUGGGGAACCUGCAGCUGGCCUGGGAGAUGCUGGAAGUGGCUAAAGUGAUCUACAGAAGGAAGGAGGGGAAGGACGACCAGCUGAUGGCGGCGCAGACCCACCUGAAGCUGGGAGAGGUUUCUGCCGAGUCGGGAAAUUACAACCAGGCACUCGAGGACUUCCAGGAGUGUCUGAAGCUCCAGCUGAAGCACCUGGACCCGGAUAGCCGCCUGCUGGCAGAGACCCACUACCAGCUGGGGGUCACCCACAGCCUGAACCUCCAGUACGCCCCGGCAGUCCAGGCCCUGAAUGACUCCAUCUCGGUCAUCAAGAACAGGCUGGGGAACCUGCAGGAGAUGAUGGACAAAGCCGAGAGUCCAGAAGCUCUGGAAGAGGAGAGGAAAGAGAUGGAGGAGCUGAAGGCUCUGCUGCCAGAGAUUCAGGAGAAGGUGGAUGACGCUAAUGAAGGGAUGAAGAGCAGCGCUGAGGCGGAUCAGGACGGAGCCUCCAGUUCCUCUGCUUUGCCUGAAUCUACCAUCAGCCCUGCUGACUCUUCGUCCAGUCCAGCACUUCAAAGCACCAACAGCAGCAGCAGUGAACAUCCCUCCACAGUCCCAGUCUCUGAUAUCUCCCACCUGGUCAGAAAGAAGAGGAAACCAGAAAGUCCAGUAAAGGAAGCUGAAGUGAAGAGGCUGAAGCAGGACGACCAGGAGCCCCAGACCAACGGGAUCCAUAAAACCAACGGAGAUUCUGCCGGAAACAUGGAGGUGGCAAAGUGACAUUGUUUUAGGUCUCCUUCCACCCUCCUUGAUGCUCACUGUCCACCAACAUGAAGCACACUCAGCUCUGCAUCUCAGAACUCCGGUGUUCAGGUCUGGCUGCAUAAAGAGCUCGACCUCAGAACCUGGAGCCUCCUCACUUGUGUUUUACGUGGGUGAAGCCGGACCGGUUCAUUCUCCUGGACGGCGCUCACACCGUGUUGCUGCUGCUGCUGUAAAUAUGUUUUGUGAACCUUUUUGUAACCUGUAAAGUUAAUAAAGACUGUUGGAAGAACUUUCUUGCCAGUGAUCUGACUCAGUCAGGUGUGUUGAACCAGAGACCAGACAUGACACCUGCAUGCUAAACACAAACAGGUCGAAAGAACUUUAAUUCUUAAUUGUAGCAUGUUAUUGUGAAUUGUAGCUUUCUAUUGCUGCAACAAUAUUUUUUGUUUCAUUGACACAACCUGAGUAACUAAAAGGGGCCAAGAAAACCCGGAUUAAGAGUUCAGAUUUAUGGCCUGCGCUGAACCCAUCAGGGACAAAAAAAAGGACUUGCUAGAUAUUUGGGCUCAGGCUGCUGGGGAACGAUUGACAGGCCUACAAUACAUCCAGCACAGAAAAGCCAAAAGAGAACGUGCGAUAUAAAUCAAAAACUGCAGGGCCCUGCUUUUAUCACAUAUCCCACCAGAUACGCACUCGACUCACCCUGCAGUGGCAACAAAAUGGAGCUAGAAGACUUGAAACAAAAGCUAAACAGGGGAAGUUACAUCGCUUACACAAAUUAUGGUCAAUAAAUAAAAGCAAAAAAAGAAAAAGCCUUAAUUGGACUUGGGCUUCUAGCUCAUGCUAAUCUGUUGGGAUGGAUCAAUGAGUGCUGGAUUAACUGAUCUAAACUACAGUUAAGAUCACCUAAAAUAAAAUGAGACAGUCAACAUUAAAAUGACAGAUAAAACAUCACAGACUUGUUUUUGUACAUUUCAGUAUCCUUCCUAAAGUUUCCAACCUAGAGAAAACAUUAGCUCUAGUGUCUUGGGAGCACUUUUAUUUUGUAGAAAGGCAUUAAAGAAAGCGAAAACAUUUCAUUCUGCAAAGCUGAGCUAAAAACAACCCUGUUGUCUCACAAAAAAAAAGGCAGUGUUUCAUUUUUUUUUCUUUUACAACUGGCCUAAACAAAGUAAAGAGCUUUGGAGAUGAAACACCACAGUAGUCAAGAUUCA